AUGGACACCACGAAUCCGUCAGCUCAGACAGGCCCCCAACGCAACGGAUCCUCGGGCAGCCAAUCACAAACCCAGGAGGAGCCACAACCGCAGUCCAGAGAUGCCGUCGACCUCGAAGAUGACGAUUCCAUCUUCGAGGACCAAGAUGGUGCCCAGGCUGCACUUCAGCCGGCCAUGAGUUCGGCUGCGAGCCACCUCACCUCUUCCCUGACGCCUGCUGCGGAAAAGGCCGCCGUCCUGGAACGCGUGCCUGGAGGGGGUUUCUUCGAUGGCGCCACCGCGGAGACAGAGGCGGAAGAGGACGCCGAAAGUGACGCAGACCCUCUGUCGUCUGAUGUGAGCACGCCGCGCCGGCCAGAGCACCUCCAGGUCCCGUCGCCUUGGCUGUCCAGGCCCAGGGACCCUGUCAACGACAAAAACGCUCGCUAUCCCCAGACCAGAGACUUUCUAGGCUAUGCCUUUGAUCCGGCCAGGCGACGGCGCUCGAGGUCUGCCGGCCAGGAGGCACUCAAAAGAUUGCAAAAGGCUUUCCCGUCUAUAGCCAUGCCCACCCACCUGCUGCCGUCUCUCCCAACCUCGUUCUUCUCCAACUUCACGGGUGACCAUAAGCAGAGCCAGAACAGCAACUCUAACUUCAAGCCAGCUGCUAUUCGAGAAACGCCAUCCCCCACCCCCUUGCCGGAUGCUCAAGAGUCUGCAAGGCAAGCUCACGAGGAGCCCAUCGUGGGUCCGCGCUUGUCCGGAUCUCCAUCUCCUGCUCGGACCUCACGCCGCCCUGCUCCUCUCCGCCGGGUGACGUCCGACGACAGCAUGCUGUACCACAGUCUAUCGCGUGCCUCCUCUCUCGGUGACGACGAACGCUUCCAAGAUGUUCGGGAGAUGGUCAAUAUACGCUUCAUGGCCCUCAAGGACAGCCUUCCUGACGUACCAAACUUCAAGAUGCCCAGUCUUCCACGGUUUCAAACGCCGGCACGCAUGUCAUCCAUCUCGCUCAACAACUUCUUUUCAAGCUUCAGCGACGAUGGCGUGGCAUCACCCUCAAGAGCAAACGAUGGAGAGUUCCCUGGCAGUGCGGGCGCCCCUGCGCCCAAGGCAAAUGCUGCCACAGCAUUUGACCGCGUGCUAGAGGAACUGACGGGGGACAUUGUCCUCCUUGGCGGCUAUCGCGGGUCAGUACUACGGUCUGCCGAGCCGCCGCACCAUCAGCUCUGGGCGCCCGUCAAGCUGGGUUUCAAUAUGCGCAAGGCCAAUCUCGAGGUGGGCUUGGAGGACGAGGACGAGGAGACGAUGGAGGAGCGUAUAGUUCCCUCGGGCAUGCUCAAACACAUCGGCCCCAUUGACAUUUCCCGCAAGCUUUUCAAACGCCUGAGGGCUUGCCAGCAUGCUCGCAGCGGCAAGCUCCGUGUAUGGGAUUACGGUUACGACUGGCGACUGAGCCCGGCCCUUUCCUCACGCAAAUUGAUGGAGUUUCUUGCAACCCUUCCCUCGAAUCAGCCUGGCGUGGAUCCGGAAUCACGAGGGGCUACGGUCAUUGCGCACAGUCUCGGCGGAUUGAUCACGCGACACGCCGUGAACCAGCGGCCCGACCUGUUUGCCGGAGUGCUGUACGCUGGCGUGCCGCAGAGGUGCAUCAACAUUCUCGGGCCGUUCCGCAACGGCGAUGUCGUGCUUUUCAAUGAGAAGCUGCUCACCGCGCAGGUCAACUUUUCGAUUCGCACCUCAUUUGUCCUGCUCCCGGACGACGGCUUCUGCUUUGUCGACAAGGAGACUGGAGAGGAGUACCCGGUCGAUUUCUUGAACGCAGACGACUGGAUCAAGUGGCGAUUGAGCCCCUGCGUUGGGUCCGUUUUACCGCCGCACAUUCGAGACAGGCAGCAGUCGUCCUCGCCCUUGUCCUCCCUUUUCCCCAACUCUCUCUUGAAGGGGAACCGCUUGGAAAAGAAGACGACGGAAGCUCUCGACAAUGCUCGCGGGCAGGAGAGAAGAGUUGCCCAGUGGGGCAUCGCAACCGGGGCCGCCGCCCACAAAGACCGUACCAUCGCGCCCCAACUCGGCACCGAGACUCACGCCGGCUCCGCUUCGUCUCCCGCGCCUCCGGAACGUGAACAGUAUGUUAACUAUCUGCGCCGCACCCUCGCCGCCACCCGAAAGUUUCGCCAGGAACUGGCUCAUCUCCCCACCUAUGAGUCUUCAAACUCCUACCCCCCACACGCCGUGUUAUAUGGCAAGUCCAUACCCACGGUGUACGCGGCGCAGGUGCUGGGUCGGGACGGCAUAGCUUGUGCCGAUGCAUACGACGACCUGCUUUUCAGGCCCGGUGAUGGCGUGGUCCUCGCGCGGGAAGCGAUGCUACCGGAAGGAUAUGCCCUCGUACGCGCGGGUCGGGUGAGCACUGAACGCGGACACCUGACGAUGCUGGGCGACUUGCCGGCCGUGGGACAGGCAUUGGAGGCGUUGCUCAAGGGACGCAUGAAGGGCAUCGGGCUGGGCCGUGGGGAGAGCGGCAAGGCUGCUGCCUGCUAG
Hirsutella rhossiliensis is the source of this 2523-nucleotide messenger RNA. Its product is annotated as phosphatidylcholine-sterol O-acyltransferase-like protein. Lineage: Eukaryota; Fungi; Ascomycota; Sordariomycetes; Hypocreales; Ophiocordycipitaceae. The record is from RefSeq and is a predicted model, not a curated record. Gene Ontology annotation, molecular function: triacylglycerol lipase activity. The transcript has 2 exons. The coding region runs from base 1 to 2523 and encodes 840 amino acids.